Molecule: messenger RNA, 1480 nt
Organism: Dendronephthya gigantea
Lineage: Eukaryota; Metazoa; Cnidaria; Anthozoa; Malacalcyonacea; Nephtheidae
Exons: 6
Coding region: 126-1334 (402 amino acids)
Source: RefSeq, a predicted model, not a curated record
CGAAACCGCGUCGAUAACCGCGCGUGUGCAAUCUGAGAGAGUGCAUUUGUAUAAUCUCAUACCUUCCAGUCUACAUCUCUGAACACCGGUGACUUGUGGUUAUACAGGAGUAAAAAGAAAAAUUAAUGAAGAUGGUUUUAAUCAACAUAUUUUUCCUAUCAACGAUUCUUGCAGCUUCAUCUGCACUGAACUGCACUAUGUGUGUUGGUAAUGGCACAAAAUGUACUGAUCAAGGUCAGAGCAGAAAAUGUCAAUCUGGUGAAGGUCUUUGUGGUAGAGUAUGGUUUAUGCAAAAUGGCGUCCAAAAAGUUGCGGAAAGAUGCGCUUUAAUGGAUCAUUGCGUUGGAACUAUUAACUGUUUGAAGCCAGGAUUCGAGUUAGGAAAGUUUUUUAAAGGUGCGACUAAUUGUGUUACAUCAUGCUGUGAUGGAGACAUCUGUGACCCGCCAGCUCCUCUGAAAUGCUACCAAUGUCAAGGAAAAGGAAAGACGUGUAAAACAAAUAGUAUCAGCUGUGGAUAUAAAGAAGAUCGGUGUCUGAGGAUCAACUACAAGAUCGGUGAAGAUCUGAUGACUGACGAGCGUUGUUACCAGUCUUCGCGUUGUUCAAAUUCUUCAGAGAUUUGUGAUUUAGUAAAGAAGAAUAACCAAACGGUUAAAGAGUGUCAAACGUCAUGUUGCGAUACAGAAAAUUGUAUCGCAAAGUUCAAACCUGCUUCGUCUGCACGGAACUGCACUAUGUGUGUUGGUAAUGGCACAAAAUGUACUGGACAAGGUCAGAGCAGAAAAUGUCAACCUGGUGAAGGUCUUUGUAGUAGAGUAUGGUUUAUGCAAAAUGGCGUCCAGAAAGUUGCGGAAAGAUGCGCUUUAAUGGAUCAUUGCACUGGAACUAUUGCCUGUUCGAAGCUAGGAUCCGAGUUUGGAAAGUAUUUUAAAGGUGCGACUAAUUGUAUUACUUCAUGCUGUGAAGAAGACAACUGUGACCCGCCAGCUCCUCAGAAAUGCUACCAAUGUCAAGGGAAAGGAAAGGCGUGUAAAACAAAUAGUAUCAGCUGUGGAUAUAAAGAAGAUCGGUGUCUGAGGAUCAACUACAAGGUCGGUGAAGAUCUGAUGACUGACGAGCGUUGUUACCAGUCUUCGCGUUGUUCAAAUUCUUCAGAGAUUUGUGAUUUAGUAAAGAAGAAUACCGAAACGAUUAAAGAGUGUCAAAUGUCAUGUUGCGAUACAGAAAAUUGUAACGCAAUUAUCAAACCUGGUAAUUCUUUUGGCGUGCAAAUUGCCAGCUUUCUUUUGAUUGCCUCUUCUUUAAUACUUGUUGAAAUACUCAAACUCUGAGACAAUGCAUGUUAAUUUGCUUUACUUAUUUUGCUCAUUUCUAUAAUAUCUACAGUUGCAUAAGGAACUGUUAACAGUCGCGCUUUUUUAGCUUAAUCACGGUUUGAUCAAAAUACAUGGAAUUAGUUGUUUCUUAGUAAACCAUA